Centropristis striata (black sea bass) is the source of this 898-nucleotide messenger RNA. Its product is annotated as c-Myc-binding protein-like. Gene Ontology annotation, molecular function: transcription coactivator activity. Bases 143 to 457 code for a protein of 104 amino acids. The record is from RefSeq and is a predicted model, not a curated record. The transcript has 5 exons. NCBI's taxonomy places the organism in Eukaryota, Metazoa, Chordata, Actinopteri, Perciformes, Serranidae. Gene Ontology annotation, cellular component: nucleus. Gene Ontology annotation, biological process: regulation of DNA-templated transcription.
UGCUAGAAGGAAGGUUAUAAACGAAACUGAACUUUUGCGGCCCGGGCCCGGUACUUUACCUGCGUUUCAAAGUUUGGUGUCCAAUAUCAAGCAAAAAAAUACUAUCUACAAGAAGAAAUUCAACUUUAUAGCCCUUGUCAAUAUGGCGCAUUAUAGAGGUCCAGACCCAAAAAGGGAACAAUUUCGGAGAUACUUGGAGAAAGCUGGAGUCGUUGACAGUCUUACCAGCGUUCUAGUGGCUCUGUAUGAACAACCUGAGAGGCCCAGCAAUGCUUUGGAAUUUGUGAAGCAGCAUCUCAAUUCCGCUGGUCAGACUUCAGCAGACACUGAGGCUCUGCAGCAGGAGGUGAUCGACUUGAGACAGAGGUGUGCACGUCUGGCAGAGGAAAACAAAGACCUCCAAACAAAGCUGCAGCGCUACGAACCUGCUUCAGAAGAUGGAGCCACAGCUGACUAGACCACUUUAAAUAAUAUAGUUUUGUUUAUUUUGCUGACACUUUCAAGACACAACACUUUUAUAAGUGAAUAUCAAGAAUUUUUUAGGUACCUGCUUUUGUAAAUCUUAUUUUCUACGUUUCUUAAAAUGUAACUUAUUCUGUACAUGUUUGUAUAUAAGUUUUCUUGUUCGUUCAGUCUUAAGCUUUACUGAUAAAGUGCCCCUUGUUAUAAGACUGAAAAAAGUCUGUUCUUAACAUGGGACAUGUCACCUUUUUUGAAACAAAUUUAACCAAUACUGCUGACAGUUUUAUUAUUUCUGGCAUAGUUGUAAACACUUCAAAUCCACACGACAGCGACUGACAGACACUUUAUUCUUUAUUUCCAAAGGUCCGGUUUAAGUUACCAGUUCUAAAAAAAAAUUGUAAGUCACCAGUAAAAUAAAGCACAGUCUUGUUAUCAU